This is a messenger RNA of Acipenser ruthenus (sterlet), 6751 nucleotides long. Its product is annotated as WAP, Kazal, immunoglobulin, Kunitz and NTR domain-containing protein 2-like. Gene Ontology annotation, cellular component: extracellular region. Gene Ontology annotation, molecular function: serine-type endopeptidase inhibitor activity; protein binding. Bases 215 to 1921 code for a protein of 568 amino acids. The transcript is spliced from 2 exons. The record is from RefSeq and is a predicted model, not a curated record. Lineage: Eukaryota; Metazoa; Chordata; Actinopteri; Acipenseriformes; Acipenseridae.
GUUCUUCAGUAGGGUAUAAAUAGAGCUUAGUAAACCUGCCUAUUAACAUUGUUCCAAGAAACUGAACGAUUUUUAUACAGCUCUCAAGCCUCCCUGUGAGAAAAAAAAAAAACAUCAGAGACGCACACGUUUUGUUUUGUUUUUAACAUCUGAUUACAGGUGCAGUCCACCGAUUCUCCGAAGUUUGGUGCUUUGUUAAUCGUAAGAACUGGAAAUGUGGUGGAUGCUUUUUCCCCGAUGGAUUUGGUUCUUUUUGGGGCAGUUAUUUGUCUUGCUACUGGACAGCCGUGUAAAGAGCAUGGCUUUGCCACGAAUCGUCUAUUCCCACGCUGGGAUCUGUCCGAACGAAAUGAACCCAAACCUAUGGGUGGAUGCCAUGAGCACUUGUGUGAGAGAGUGCGAAUCUGACCAGGAAUGCGAGACAUUUGAGAAGUGCUGUCCUAACGUCUGUGGGAAUAAGAGUUGUGUGGCAGCCAGGUACAUAGAUGUCAAAGGGAAGAAAGGUCCUGUUGGAAUGCCCAAAGAAGCCACCUGCGCCCACUUUAUGUGCACUCAGCAAGGCUCCGAGUGUGACAUCUGGGAUGGCCAGCCAGUGUGCAAGUGCAGAGACAGGUGUGAAAGAGAACCAAGCUUCACCUGUGCCUCCGACGGCUUGACAUACUACAAUAAGUGUUACAUGGAUGCAGAAGCCUGCAACAAAGGAAUCAUGCUGACUGUCGUAACCUGCAGGUACCAUCUCACCUGGCCAAACACAAGCCCGAUUCCUGUAGAGACCACUCGCCCCACUACUGCUGUUUUGGAGACUACAGUAAUUGAUGUUGUGCUGCCGGCACUGAUCACCAAACCUGUGCACCAGUCAGUUUAUGUUGGCGAAACUGUGAGUUUCCACUGCGAUGUGGCUGGAAAACCCAAACCCGAUAUCACAUGGGAGAAACAAAUCGAUGGUAAAGAUAACAUCGUCAUGAGGCCUAACCAUGUCAGGGGCAACAUUGUGGUCACCAACAUCGCCCAGCUUGUCAUCUAUAAUGUUCAACAGCAAGACGCAGGCAUGUACACUUGCACUGCUAAAAACAUAGGUGGGCUUCUCCAAGCUGACUUCCCCAUGUCAGUGGUGAAUAAGGAACUUUCUAAAAACAGCACCCCAGGAAACAUCACAAACUUCCCAGCUGAGGAGUGUCUCAAGAUGCCUGACAGUGAAGACUGUGGGGAGGAGAACACAAGCUGGUAUUAUGAUGCUAAGAAAAACAACUGUUUCACUUUUACCUACGGCAACUGUAACAACAACAUGAAUGAUUUUGAGACCUACGAGUCCUGCAUGCUGUCCUGUGGGAGCGAGCUAGCCAACCCCUGUGGUCUACCAAGUCUUCAGGGUCAGUGUAAAGCCUACGAGCCAAGAUGGGCUUACAGCAGCGUCUUGAAGCAGUGCCAUUCGUUUAUCUACGGGGGCUGUGGGGGCAACGAGAACAAUUUUGAAAGCAAAGAGUCCUGUGAGGAAAUGUGCCCUUUUCCGAAGAACCAGUCAUGCAAAACGUGCAAACCACGGCAAAAGAUGGUGACAAGCUUCUGCAAGAGCGAUUUUGUCAUUCUGGGACGGAUGAUCGAACUGACCGAAGACCAGGACUCCGGACAUGCCCUGGUGACAGUGGAAGAGAUCCUGAAGGAUGAGAAAAUGGGGUUAAAGUUUUUUGGUAAGGAACCACUGGAAAUCACCCUGUUAAACAUAGACUGGAAUUGCCCCUGCCCCAAUAUAACAACAGCGGACGGGCAGGUGAUUAUCAUGGGCGAUGUCCACAAUGGCAUGGCGGUCUUGCAGCCAGACAGUUUUGUCGGGGUUUCCAGUGUGAGACGUGUAAGGAAACUCCGUGAAGUCAUUCACAAGAAGACCUGUGACAUUUUAAAAGAGUUCCCAGCACUUCAGUAGUCAAGUUCCAGGUUCAAGUUGUAGACCACUUAAAGAUAAUCUGAUAGGAAAAAUGCCAUUUAUUAGCAAUCUCUCAGUUCCCAGCAAAAAGUUGUUAUUAACCGAACGUUGUUAUAAAGUGAAAAGCCACAUUUUCAAGUGUAUCUAUAUGGAAAAAUGAUGUACACUACAGUUGUAGAAACAGCGCAAAACAAAAAAGUAUACACAGUACUGUAUUGUACACAUAGUACUACAACAACGGACUAUCAAUAUCCUUAAAAACAGUAAACAAACUUGGUAUACAGUACUUACAUUUAAAACAGAAGCAUAAUUUUAAAAGAAGUUGUUUUUUUACGAUUCACCACCUCCAGCUGUAAAUCACUCUCAAGUUUGCGUGCAGCUUCGUAGUCAAUUUCAAAAUGCGGGAUAGCCAUAGAAGUUGUAAAAAAAAAUAGUUGUCAUUAAGCGGCAGACAGUUGCUAAUAUCCAAAAUCCAUUAACAUUAAAGUCUAUGGGAUGGGAUUGAAAAUGUUGUUAAUAACCGAAAGUGGUCUUUAUCAGGGUUGCUAAUAACCAGCAUCUACUGUGUAUAUAUAUAUAUAUAUAUAUAUAUAUAUAUAUAUAUAUAUAUAUAUAUAUAUAUAUAUAUAUAUAUUAUUUGUUUAUUUAGCAGACGCCUUUAUCCAAGGCGACUUACAGAGACUAGGGUGUGUGAACUAUGCAUCAGCUGCAGAGUCACUUACAAUUACGUCUCACCCAAAAGUCAGAACACAAGGAGGUAAGUGACUUACUCAGGGUCACACAAUGAGUCAGUGGCUGAGGUGGGAUUUGAACCAGAGACCUUCUGGUUACAAGCCCUUUUCUUUAACCACUGGAUCACACAGCCUACUACAUAUAUAUAUAUUUUUGGAGGGAAAACUUUAAGACUUUUUUCAUUAGAAAAAGUUCAAGAAGAAUGUCAAAAAAGUAAGAUCAGCAGCAUUAAAACCUGCUUAUUUUCCAAAUUGAUACUGUAUAACUUUUUGAGAAUGUUAUACUUGAACCUUUUCUUAAUUAAGAAAAAUAAACAGAACUAAAAAGUAAAAAGUGUUCCCCAAUAAGAACAUUUCUGGCAGUGUAGCUCUCAAAUGGAAUCCUCAUUUGGUUUGAAUUAAGCAAAGGGCUGAAUUAUUUUUACAAGUACAUUGAACGGGAACUGUCUUGCAUAACUGGAAAAACACAUUUCCUCAAAUAUUUAUUGCUUCUUUGCUCCAUCCAACCAUAACCCCCUCAUAUGGUUCAGACUACCUUUACUUUAACAUUGAAGUAUGCACAGCUUUUUAUAAAUUACCAUUAUGGCACAAAAACAAAGUAAUGAUAAUAUACAACACAGACUUGUCUAUUAUUACAUUACUUGGUCAUGUAAUAUAUCCAAUACUUUAUAUAUUGUUCUUUAUCUGUCUGAAGAAAUGUAAUUAGUUAAUGCCUAUUGUAUUUAUUACAUACACAUUGUAUUGUAUUUUGUUCCUAAUCUCCAUCUCCUCUAUUGCCAGUAUUUAGUUCAGGCAUGUUUGCUUUUAUGGUGCAACAUCAUGUUCUGUAGAAAAGGUUAAAUAACAUGUUUUUAGACAUUUGAACCAUGAAACAUUACAGUAUCCAAUUCUGCAUUUCAAUUCCACUCCUCUGACAACCUGUGAAAUAGGCUUGCUGACAUUUAAUAACUUCUAAUAAUUGAGAAAAAAAAUGCUUACAGGUUCAGCCUGCUAAUAAAGGCAUGCAAGUUAUCUAGUUCUCUAAGUGAUGUUGUUUGUUGUUGUGACUGUGGCAUUUGAUAACUCUGUAUUGCAUGUAGGUGAUUGCACAUAGACAAUACUGUUCCUUUUUAAUUGUUUAUAUGGCAAAUACAAUAUUAGACAUUUAAAAUUUCCCUAAAAAAUUUACAGUAACUCAGAUUUGCUAUAUGCAUUCGGACAAGUUGUAAUAUAUUUUCUUAAAGGUUGAUUAUAAUUGACUAUAUCAAUUGAUCUGUAGUACCUUGUAGGUCUAUUAGACUGUAGGUGGUUUAUGUCCCUAACCUUUACAUUACCCUUACCAAAAUGUAAUACAAAGUUACUGCUAAUUGGACCAUGCUAGAUAUGUUAAUAUUACUGUUACUGAGAGGGACCUUGUUUGUUAAGUGAAGCAGGUCGUUGUUGAACCCAGAACCAAUUAUUUCUUACAUACAGCUUAUUUGUAUGUCACUGAAUGGUCAUCUUACUGUUUCUGAUAAAGGAUGUGCUACUUGGUUUCAAACUAUUAAAUAGCCCUGUAAAUGCAGUAGGUAUUCACAGUACCACAAUGUUUAAUAAACGUGGUUAAGUACAGUAGUAUUGUAGCGUUAGUAACCUAGCAGUUCCAUGUAUACCUUUUUGUAAGGGUUUUAUUGCUUUCUUAGAUCAUUUGGUUUUUAUUUAUUUUUUAUGCUGCUUUACUGCUCCGGCUGUUAACAUUUCUUUAUAACUUCUUUAAUGUGUCAAGAUUAAAAAACAAAACAAAAAAAAACAGUUUUGCAGAUCUAUGUAUGUAUGUGUGUAUCUUCUAUCAUAAGCACUUAUUCAUUCCUUUUUUGUUUUCUUAAUAAAGAUAUUCUGUUUGACACAUGAAGAAAGCGGUCCAUUUUAUUUCUGAAAGCUUGACUUAGAUAGAUACUCAAGGUGUGGUCUGGGCUGGGGUGCACAAGCAAAUUCUAGGUGGGUUCUAAAAUAUUGAUACAAACUUGGCUAAGAUCAGAAUGCAUAAGGCGCACUGUAUAGUUUGUAGUUUUAUAACCUAAACUGCCAACCAAUUUCAGAUCAAUCCAUCAGAUGUUAAAAGCCUCAUAAGCUUUCAUAGAAACAUCCCUUGGAAGGGUAGCAUGGUGGUCAGGCUAGCAGCAGAAAUAGCAAAUGCAGGAGCCAGGAGAAGCUGUUAAGUGUCUGAUAGUGCACUUCUUAGACAAAAAACAUUAGGCGUGGUCCAGUAGUUAAAGUCCAAGGCUUGUAACCACAAAGUCACUGGUUCAAAUCCCACCUCUGCCACUGACUAACUCACAGUGUGACCCUGAGCAAAUCACUUAACCUCCUUGUGCUCCAUCCUGUGGAUGAAAUGUUAAAUCAAUGUCCUAUUGUAGUGAUGCUGCAUAUAAUGCACAGUUCAUAGCCUACCUUUGUAAAGCGCUUUGUGAUGGUGGUCCACUGUGAAAGGUGCUAUAUAAAGAUAUUAUUAUUAUUAUUAUUAUUAUUAUUAUUAUUAUUAUUAUUAUUAUGGCUGCACUUUCACAGUGGGUCAAUUGUAACAAACUGAAAGGAGCAUACUAAAUGAUCCCAUGGUUAGUAUGGAGGACGGUACUAAACUAGUACGCAAGUUAAUACCAAUUGCAACAAACUAAGUAGCUCAAAAUAGUCCCCAGCUGUGCAUUAAAAUGUGUCAAUUGCAACAAACCCAAAGUAACUGCCGUUGCCCUCUAGAGGAUACUAAAACACAUUAUUAAGUUAGUCUAGAAAUUUCUUUAGACUAGACUUAUCGUGCUAACUGGAGCAAUUUCUUUAGACUAAAGUGGUAUUGUAAUAACUGGAACAAUUAUGAAAAAUUUUAUGAAACUGGUUCAUAACCAAACAUUAUAUUAAAUGAAUUGAAAUUUGAAAGACGUUUGCAACAAAACCAGUUUCAUCCUUCUUCAACUUAUUCAACUUAACGUAGGCCUAUUAUAUAAAAAAUAAUAAUAAUAUUAAACAAUUCCAGUACGACUUUCCAGUGCCUCUACUUUCAUCCUCUUCCACAGAGAAGGCAGUAUUAAAUCUGCUUACAAGUGCAGUUGUGCGCUGCAGAAUUGCUGUGGAAUCCUUUCGGCCAUUCUCCAAAGUUUCAAUAAAAUGUUUUAUACACUCUAUGAAAUAAAGUUUUUUGCUCUAUUGUAUAAUUUUACACACGACUACUGGCCAUGAUUGCCUUCAUAUGGAUGUACUGAGAAAAAAGCUAACGAAAAAUAACACUCUUCAAAUAUAAUUUACUGUAGCUGGAACCAAUCACUCAGAUCCCCCCCUUCAGUUCGUGUUUGGUAGCACUCUACAAUAAAGAGCUUAACCCUGAGCUCUGUGCUAAAGCUGGGGAUCAGCUAGUCUGCCACUUUGUUCCCCAUCUUUUUUCAUUGCAAUUGGUACUAAGUUAGUACGCAGCUGGGGAUGAUCCCGAGAUAGUACCGUAUUAGCUAGUCCGCAACUUAGUACGCAGCUCUGUAAAUCUACAAGUUUGUUGCAAUUGACCCAGUGAGACUAACCCCAAGCACACAACCAGCUUCUCUGACACAUAUAACAGAAACGAGCCGAGGAACUGUCACCCAGCCCCUCCUUUAUACGUGGUCAAGCCUAAUUGUCAAUGUCAAGUCUUGGCCACUUUCUUACAUGUUUAUACAGUUCUCCUCCAAUCAGGUCAGAUUAACCAGUCCAGCCACAUUCACACAUGGCUGGCUUGUCUGUUGGAGGGGAACCUGAUAAAGUGUAAGGAUUUACAAACCCCACAACAUCCAAACAAGAAAAUGUAUGAAAACAGUGUGUGCACUGCAGUAAAUAAUAAUAAUAAUAAUAAUAAUAAUAAUAAUAAUAAUAAUAAUAAUAAUAAUAAUAAUAAUAAUAAUAAUAAUAAUUGUUACAUAGAAAUGUCACUAAAUCCAACAGUUACUGUGCUUUUCAAGACUAAACUCAAUGCUUAUUGUCUCCAGGCAAACAGACACCGAUUUUUUCAUAUGUUACAAUUACAAAUAACCUAACUUUUUAAAAAUGUCAUUAAUCAAGUGGUAUUGCUUCAGAAGUCUUUUCACUGCUAAUUUAUAGUUGACAGUAACCUGGUUUUAAUACU